UCAAACCAACCAAGAUGGCCACCUAGUUGGAGAGCACUUUUCAACACCUGUGAAAAGUUCAUUGUUUUGGUCGUUUUCUGUUGCAAGUUGGCGUUUCAUUCGCAGUUGGCGACAGUUUACAUUAAGGUUGUUGUAAGGUAUUAGCUUAAAAAUGAAGUCUGACGUAGAGGAGUUAAUGCCGAGGCUGCUGCCCGUUGAGUUUGGAGCCAGUGGAGAAGAGCUGGACCUGAAAGGACCCCCGAGAAACCCCCGGGAAUACCUCCGACAGGUCCAGUUGGAGGCGUCACAGUGUCCAGAGGUGGUGGUGGCUCAGAUUGACCCCAAGAAACUGAAGAAGAAACAAACAAUUAAUGCCUCUGUGGCGGGGUGCCAUGCUGCUCCGGUGGGGUUCUGCCCCAGCCUCAGUUGGCAGCAGCACCAAGUCAGUAACUUUUCAGAUGUCAGACAGAGCAUUGCAAAGAACAGGAAUCAUUGGAGCAGCAACACUCUGGACGACAACGUGGAGAUGCCGGAUAUAACAGACGAGGAGGGCUGGAAGAAGUUUUGUUUUGGAGAGACGCUCUAUCUGGGCACUUCAUCCAGCCGGACAGAAGCAGCUGAAGCAGAGCCGGCACUGGACUACAGCAAGGUGGGCUUCCCUCCCUUCCUCACGAUUGUCAGCAGGCUGAACCAGACCACGGUGCUGAUGGUGUUGGAAACUCUAGUCGGCUGGUUUGAGGAAAAUGACUUUGCUCCACAGUUGGGUCGCUGGCUGUACGCUCUGCUGGCCUGCCUGGAGAAGCCCCUGCUGCCUGAAGCCCACUCCUGCAUCCGACAGCUGGCCAGGAGGUGUGCUCAGCUCCGCAGUGCGCUGGAGAGUGAGGAGGAUGAGAAACUUCCUGCCCUGAACCUACUCGUCUGUCUUGUUGCCAGGUACUUUGAGCAGAGUGACCUGGCAGACCAGCCCGAGUGAGGAUUUAACUCUUGGACUGUGUCAAUGUUGAGGAAAAUGUCAGAGCCUUUGGACAGCAGGAUGUACUUAUGGACAUUUGAAGGUGGAGAUAAUGUAACCAGGACACGUAGAGAGCUGUGAGGAUUCUGCAUGACGUGAUGAAAGUUGAGGAUAAACCAAACGGAUCAUGAACUCACUCUGUAAAUAUAUUUGCAAUUAGCGUGGAUCCCUGCUCAUGACUGGACAGCAACCAAAGCAGAAGAUGUUAUUUUUGAUUGUUCUAUUAAACUCAUUUGCCUAA
Trematomus bernacchii (emerald rockcod) is the source of this 1232-nucleotide messenger RNA. RefSeq names its product gem (nuclear organelle) associated protein 2 (gene gemin2). Lineage: Eukaryota; Metazoa; Chordata; Actinopteri; Perciformes; Nototheniidae. Gene Ontology annotation, biological process: spliceosomal complex assembly; spliceosomal snRNP assembly. The record is from RefSeq and is a predicted model, not a curated record. Bases 152 to 952 code for a protein of 266 amino acids. The transcript is spliced from 10 exons. Gene Ontology annotation, cellular component: spliceosomal complex; nucleus; SMN complex.